This is a messenger RNA of Thalassophryne amazonica, 2851 nucleotides long. RefSeq names its product solute carrier family 25 member 48 (gene slc25a48). The coding region runs from base 58 to 1659 and encodes 533 amino acids. The record is from RefSeq and is a predicted model, not a curated record. Gene Ontology annotation, cellular component: mitochondrion. Gene Ontology annotation, biological process: transport. Gene Ontology annotation, molecular function: transmembrane transporter activity. Lineage: Eukaryota; Metazoa; Chordata; Actinopteri; Batrachoidiformes; Batrachoididae. The transcript is spliced from 11 exons.
CGUGUUUUCGUGCUGCUGUCCGAUGAGAGGAGCUUCGGCUGCAGCUCGGAGCUCAACAUGCAAACCUCAAAGAGUUUCCGUUUGGAUGAUUUUAUCGCCGGAUGGAUCGGAGGAGCUUCCAGUGUGGUCGUCGGUCACCCGCUGGACACAGUCAAGACGCGGCUGCAGGCGGGAAAAGGCUACAAGAAUAUGCUGCACUGCGUCAUCACCACCUACAGGAAGGAAACGGUCACAGGCUUUUUUAAGGGAAUGUCGUUCCCGCUGGCCAGCAUCACCAUCUACAACUCAUUGGUAUUUGGUGUCUUCAGUAACACACAGAGAUUCAUAAGCAAGUAUCGCUAUGGCGACGGGCAGCAUCCCUGCAGCAUGCUGGACCUGAUGGCGGCCAGUAUGUUGACCGGGCUGGUGUCGGUCAGCCUGGGAGCCCCGGUGGAUCUGGUCAAGAUCAGACUGCAAAUGCAAACGCAGAGAGUCCAAGCAGCGAAGCUCCAUCUCGCCAGCAGUGCAUCACAUGGCAACAAUGGCCCUCUGCGCUCUGUGGAAAUCCACAGCCAGAAUCUGUACCGGGGCCCCAUCCACUGCAUCAGCACCAUCCUGCAGACUGAGGGCCUCCAGGGCCUGUACAGGGGGGGCGGGGCCAUGGUCCUGCGGGAUGUUCCUGGAUACGCCCUCUAUUUCAUACCUUACACCAUCUUCUGUGACCUGAUGAACCCGGACCCCUCGUCCAUCCCUCAUCCGUGCUCUAUCUGGCUAGCUGGAGGGUUGGCAGGUAAACAUGAGACAAAAGCUCAGAUGACGAUGAUCUCUUCCAGUGUGAGGAGCGUCAGCUAUGACACUGUGGCCAUGUGGCACAGUUCUCCAGGGUCUGGAUUAAGCCAAGGGACUUUGCCCACAUUUCUCCUCACCAAGGAAGCUUCCAUGUUUCACCUGGCCAGAGACACGCCCACAUACACACAGAGAUUCAUAAGCAAGUAUCGCUAUGGCGACGGGCAGCAUCCCUGCAGCAUGCUGGACCUGAUGGCGGCCAGUAUGUUGACCGGGCUGGUGUCGGUCAGCCUGGGAGCCCCGGUGGAUCUGGUCAAGAUCAGACUGCAAAUGCAAACGCAGAGAGUCCAAGCAGCAAAGCUCCAUCUCGCCAGCAGUGCAUCACAUGGCAACAAUGGCCCUCUGCGCUCUGUGGAAAUCCACAGCCAGAAUCUGUACCGGGGCCCCAUCCACUGCAUCAGCACCAUCCUGCAGACUGAGGGCCUCCAGGGCCUGUACAGGGGGGGCGGGGCCAUGGUCCUGCGGGAUGUUCCUGGAUACGCCCUCUAUUUCAUACCUUACACCAUCUUCUGUGACCUGAUGAACCCGGACCCCUCGUCCAUCCCUCAUCCGUGCUCUAUCUGGCUAGCUGGAGGGUUGGCAGGGUCCAUUUCCUGGGUCACGGCCACGCCGGCUGAUGUGGUGAAAAGCCGAAUGCAAGCAGACGCUCAGCUGCAGAGAAGGUACACAGGAAUUUUACACUGCAUCCGCCACAGCUACCGGACAGAGGGGCUGCAGGUUUUUUUCCGUGGAGCAUCAGUAAACGCUGUUCGAGGGUUCCCAAUGAGUGCCACCAUGUUCCUGACCUAUGAACUCUCCUUGCAAUUCUUCAGGAGUUUCCAGGAGAAGAUCUGAUUUUUGGCUGUUAAACAGCUCCAUGUGGCAACAAAGUACCAGUUUAUUAGGAACACCUGAAGUGGCACCACUUGUGCUGGCUGUGAACAUCCGUCCAGUUUUUUGAGCGUUCUUGGAACUUUUUAAUGCUGCUUUGUCUUAAAUGGGUCGUCAAACUCGACUUUUAUUGACCGUUUACAGUUUACAUGAAGUCGGACUUUGGACUUCCCCGAUAGUCCUGUAACUUCUGGAACUGUUGUGGAGAAAUUCUUCUUGUACCAACAGGUCGUUUUAGAUUUGUGCCACAUAGGGGGCUAACAAGAGUCCUUUAUCUGGACUCCUCCUGCUUGUUCUGUGAGACUCUGAGGCUCCGCCUUCUUCAGGGUGGGGCAGGCAGCAGCUCCUUCACAUUUAAAGCAGCAGGCACACAAAAUAUACCCCCUGUGAAUGCUUUUAGGGAAGAGGUCAAAUGGCCUGAAAGUUUAAAUGAGUGCCAAGUCAGUUAAUUAAGAAACCACAGUUUUGAGUGUGUUCGUGUAUCAAUCUCAUUUUAUUAUUUGGUUCUUAAUGCACAUGUGGAGCAGAUUUGAUGAUGAAACGUAAGCUUGACACUUCUUGUCAGAAAUCAAGUGAAAGCGGAACAAAACAAAAAUGUUCCCAGGGAUUUCAUUUCUGUAGAUUUAUUGUAACACACCUCUGGGACAGAAAAUGUUCAUGUUAUGUAGUAAGUAUUUUGACAACAGGUACACAUCAGCGAUUUGAAGCAAAUCACAAAAGGUGCAAUUUUACAUGGUGUAGCUAAACAUAUCUUUGCAUUCACUCAUAAUCAUGUCAUAUUCCUCAGCCAUGCCUUGUCUAAUUGAAAACCAGUAGAUUUUUUAGUCUUGAGUGACUCUGUAGAUUUUUAGAGUUUGGUGAGCUGGUACACCAUUAGCCUUUGAUAAACCAGUUUAGCCUUUGGUAUCCCAUGAGAUUUUGGUACACUAGUUUACCAUAUGAUAAACCGAUACAAUGUUGGCCUUUGGUAAACUGGUACAUUGUCCUUUUGUAAUACUGGUACAUUAUUGGCCUUAGGUAGAUUACUACAUUAUCCUUUGCUAAACUGGUACAUUACUAGCCUUUCUUAGUGUCUUUACAUGUAACUACAUAUUGCAAUAGUUGUAGUAUGUCAGGGCUGUCAGUUGCCAUGACAACUCCCAUUGUGUGUCUGCAC